UGCUUUCCAAAAUGUUCCUAAGUAUCUUAAGUAUGACUCACGCUUAAAAACCAAGCCCCGCCCACUCCCCCUCUCUGUUUCCUGUUCAAAGUUUACUUUCUCUUUCUGUAUCAGUCGUGGCGCCGUUUUGUUUUUCUCCGCCUGAACCUCCAGCUGAAGAUGAAAGAGUGUGUGUGAGUUGAGCAGCAUGAAUCACUGGGAGGACAAAGAGGGACUCCUUCCCACGAAAACCACUCUCUGUGGGGAGUAUAAUAGACGCACCAAAGCUCUGAGCUUAGAGCAGCAGCCGAUACCAGACGAACCUGGACCUGAACCCAGUUGUGUGUCCGUCAAGAGCGACUGGUCAAAUGGACGUCUCAUCGAUUUUAGACCACAGCAACCCUCUGCUGCAAACAGGAUCCAUUCAGACUCACCUGCGCCCAGCUGUAUGUCCUUCAAGAGCAACCGGUCAAAGCUUGAACCUAUCACGUUUAGAGAUGGACCUGAACAACAAGUGGACCAGGAGGGCUUAGAGGUUCCCUGUAGUCCGUCUACCCAGCAGCAUCAGGCACACCUGGACUCCAUAAUUAUGCUGCUGGAGGAGAACAUUGUUACUUUUGUGAAGAAUGAGCUGAAGAAGAUCCAGAAGGUUCUGAGAUCAGAUUACCCAGAAUGCUCAGAGAGUCAGUGGGAGGAUGAGGGGGUGUUGGACAGUGAGGAUGAAGAGCAGAGGAGGAGCAGCAGAGAGGCGUUCCUGAAGAUUUCUCUGCACUUCCUGAGGAAAAUGAAGCAAGAGGAGCUGGCUGACCGCCUGCAAAGAAGAACUAAUGCUCCAAUAUGCCGACGUAAACUUAAAUAUAACCUGCAAAAGAAGUUCGAGUGUGUGUUUGAAGGGAUCGCUAAAGCAGGAAACCCUACCCUUCUGAACCAGAUCUACACAGAGCUGUACAUCACAGAGGGAGGGACUGCAGAGGUCAAUGAUGAACAUGAGGUCAGACGGAUUGAAUCAGCAUCCAGGAAACCAGACAGACCAGAAACAACCAUCAGACAAGAAGACAUCUUUAAAGCCUUACCUGGGAAAGACGAACCAGUCAGAACAGUGAUGACAAAGGGUGUUGCUGGAAUCGGGAAAACAGUCCUAACACAGAAGUUCACUCUGGACUGGGCUGAAGACAAAGCCAACCAGGACAUCCAGUUUACAUUUCCAUUCACUUUCAGAGAGCUGAAUGUGCUGAAAGAAAAAAAGUUCAGCCUGGUAGAACUUGUUCAUCACUUCUUCACUGAAACCAAAGAAGCUGGAAUCUGCAGGUUUGAAGACUUCCAGGUCGUGUUCAUCUUUGAUGGUCUGGAUGAGUGUCGACUUCCUCUGGACUUCCACAACAACGAGAUCCUGACUGACGUCACAGAGUCCACCUCAAUGGAUGUGCUGCUGACAAACCUCAUCAGGGGGAAACUGCUUCCCUCCGCUCGCCUCUGGAUAACCACAAGACCUGCAGCAGCCAAUCAGAUCCCUCCUGAGUGUGUUGGCAUAGUGACAGAAGUCAGAGGAUUCACUGACCCACAGAAGGAGGAGUACUUCAAGAAGAGGUUCAGAGAUAAAGAGCAGGCCAACCGAAUCAUCACCCACAUCAAGACAUCCAGAAGCCUCCACAUCAUGUGCCACAUCCCAGUCUUCUGCUGGAUCACUGCUACAGUUCUGGAGGACGUGUUGAAGACCAAAGAGGAAGGAGAGCUUCCCAAGACCCUGACUGAGAUGUAUAUCCAUUUCCUGGUGGUUCAGACCAAACUGAAGAACAUCAAGUAUGAUGGAGGAGCUGAGACAGAUUCACACUGGAGUCAAAAGAGCAGGCGGAUGAUUGAGUCUCUUGGAAAACUGGCUUUUGAGCAGCUGCAGAAAGGCAACCUGAUCUUCUAUGAGUCCGACCUGACAGAGUGUGGCAUCAAUAUCAGAGCAGCCUCAGUGUACUCAGGAGUGUUCACACAGAUCUUUAAAGAGGAAAGAGGACUGUACCAGGACAAGAUGUUCUGCUUCGUCCAUCUGAGUGUUCAGGAGUUUCUGGCUGCUCUUCACGUCCAUCUGACCUUCAUCAACUCUGGAGUCAAUCUGCUGUCGAAAAAACAAUCGACAUACAAGUCUGAAAAGAGGAAACACAAAGCUGGACUAAAAUAUCUCCACCAGAGUGCUGUGGACGAGGCCCUGCAGAGUCGAACUGGACACCUGGACUUGUUCCUCCGCUUCCUCUUCGGUCUUUCGCUGCAGACCAAUCAGAAACACUUACAAGGUUUAGUGGCACAGACAGGAAGUAAUUUACAGACCAAUAAGGAAACAGUCCAGUACAUUGAGAAGAAGAUUGAAAAGACUCCAUCUGCAGAGAAGAGCAUCAACCUGUUCCACUGUCUGAAUGAACUGAAUGACCGUUCUCUAGUGGAGGGGAUCCAACAGUCCCUGAGAUCAGGGAGGCUCUCCACAGAUAAUCUUUCUCCUGCUCAGUGGUCAGCUCUGGUCUUCAUAUUACUGUCGUCAGAAACAGAUCUGGAUGUGUUUGACCUGAAGAAAUACUGUGCUUCAGAGGAGGCUCUUCUGAGGCUGCUGCCAGUGGUCAAAGCCUCCAACAAAGCCCUACUGAGUGAUUGUAACCUCUCAGAGAGAAGCUGCAAAGCUCUGUCCUCAGUCCUCAGUUCCCAGUCCUCUUGUCUUAGAGAGCUGGACCUGAGUAACAACAAUCUGAAGGAUUCAGGAGUGAAGCUGUUGUCUGCUGGAUUCAAGACUCCACACGGUACUCUGGAAACUCUCAGUCUGUCAGGCUGUCUGGUUACAGAGGAAGGCUGUGCUUUUCUGGUCUCAGCUCUGACCUCUAACCCUUGCCAUCUGAGAGAGCUGGACCUGAGCUACAAUCAUCUAGGAGACUCGGGAGUGAAGUUACUGUCUGCUGGACUGGACUGGCUGGACACUCUCAGGGUGGAGCCUCGUGGAGUCCGAUGGUUGAGACCAGGGCUGAGGAAAUAUUCCUGUGAACUCACACUUGACACGAACACUUUGAACAGACACCUCAAACUGUCGGACAACAACAGGACGGUAACAAGUGUGGAGGAGGUCCAGUCAUAUUCUUAUCAUCCAGACAGAUUUGACUGGUGGGAGCAGGUGCUGUGUAGAACUGGUCUGACUGGUCGCUGUUACUGGGAGGUGGAGUGGAGAGGAGGAGUUUAUAUAUCAGUGAGUUAUAAAGGAAUCAGCAGGAAGGGAGACGGUGAAGACUGUGAGUUUGGAGGGAAUGAAAAGUCUUGGAGUCUGAGCUGUUCUGGUGUUUGUUACUCUGUCUGUCACAAUAACAGAGAAACAAAACUCUCCUCGUCCUUCUUCUCCCCCUUCUCCUCCUCCUCUGUCUUCAACAGAGUGGCAGUGUAUGUGGACUGUCCCGCUGGCACUCUGUCCUUCUACAGUGUCUCUUCUGGCACUCUGAUCCACCACCACACCUUUAACACCACAAUCACUGAACCGCUGUAUCCUGGCUUUGGGUUUGGGUUCUGGUCUGGUUCCUCAGUGUCUCUGUGUUCCCUUGUAGGUCUGAGAGACUCCUCCUACUAGAGGAACCAUCUCACUGCUGAACACAUCAGUUGAGUUUGUACAGCUAAUAUACAUUAAGUCCCACCAUGUUUCCUAGGUUAGAUUCUGGUGGGGGACCUGUCUCAGUGCCCAUGUUUCCUAGGUUAGAUUCUGGUGGGGGACCUGUCUCAGUGCCCAUGUUUCCUAGGUUAGAUUCUGGUGGGGGACCUGUUC
Molecule: messenger RNA, 3757 nt
Organism: Plectropomus leopardus (leopard coralgrouper)
Lineage: Eukaryota; Metazoa; Chordata; Actinopteri; Perciformes; Serranidae
Product: protein NLRC3-like
Source: RefSeq, a predicted model, not a curated record